This is a messenger RNA of Microstroma glucosiphilum, 3563 nucleotides long. RefSeq lists its product as hypothetical. Lineage: Eukaryota; Fungi; Basidiomycota; Exobasidiomycetes; Microstromatales; Microstromataceae. Gene Ontology annotation, molecular function: metalloendopeptidase activity. Gene Ontology annotation, biological process: proteolysis. The coding region runs from base 368 to 3229 and encodes 953 amino acids. The record is from RefSeq and is a predicted model, not a curated record. The transcript is spliced from 3 exons.
AAGCCACUUUACACCCUCAACCUCGGCCUGCCUUGCCCAGACACCGCCCCCCCCCCCUCCCCGUUCCGGCGUCUGUCCAUCCAUUCACUGCCCACAGCAGGCCACCUUGUCAAUCGAGGCAGCAACAACAAUAACGACACCUCCUCCUGCUGCCAUUCAAGCAAUUUUCGCCGCUCUGCAGGACAUCUACAUCCGAGACUUGUAGCAUAGCAGCACACUCCUCAGAGCGAGCGCCGUACAACGAGAGCCAAUCUUUCUUCGCUGCUUUGCGAGCCAGAGCCUCGGCGCUCUUGCCCUUCCUUGUAGUGAGAUAGCGCUCUUUACUGCCCAUCCAGGGCCACCUCAAUACCACUUCCCUGUGCAGGCCAUGCGGCCUCCCACUGGCUCAGGCCGCAAGCUUUCGGCUCGCCACGUUCUUUCUCUCCUCGGGCUUCUCAUUCUCUCUGCAACAACAGUGUUAGCCUCCUCUUCACGGCCCAAUCCCCUAAAGCGCAUCAGCUACGCCACCGAUGCAUGGAUUGAUGUAGUUUCAAAGCGGAUACCCUCUGCUGAGGAUAGCUCGCAGCUCCAAUGGCCCUCACCACAAGAGGCAAUCUCACCGGCCUCUCGGAGACGCUCCCCUACUUCUCAGCCACCGCAAGUGCGAUCCUCCGACUCGAUCAGACUGAGCGUCCGGAGCUUUGACCAGACCUUCUUUCUCCAUCUGGAGCCCAAUGAUAACAUCGUCCCGCCCGAGGGGGCCAAGCUGAAGGUGUGGCGAUUCGAUGAAGCUACUGGAGAGGAUGUUAUGGUGAGGGAGGAGACACUACGCAGGCAAGACGUCAGGGCUUACCACGGUGUAGUAGUCCACGAGAGCAUCACAACGCAAAGAAUGCGCGAGGAUGAGCUGGGAGUGAGCAGGACUCGUAUGGGAGUAGACGACGUCGGCGUCAUGGGCCCUGCCGCCAUCCUACUUCACGAUGAUGGCGCCGUUUCAGGAGUUCCCCGCUUCGAGGGCACAUUUGAGUGGAACGGCAACAUCCACACGAUCCAGUCUGCACAGGGCUACAACAAAGCUCGACAGGCUCUCGAUCCUCGCCCACACAAGCGUAGCUUGGACGAGGACCACCUCAUCAUGCAUCGAAGCUCAGACUUCAUGACUGAACGUGACAUGAUGGACUUGGGUCUGCAACCGCGGGCUGAGGAGUCUACUACCGGCGGUUGCUCCUUCAGCGGGCACGACUACAACGCUAACAAUCCCUUGAUCCUCUCCGAAUUCAACAACUUCAACACUAGUCGGUCGCCGAUGGACUUCUUCGUCAAGAGGCCCACCGAGUCACCAUCGCUCCACUCUAUGAUGAGGAGGGGAUUGUCGUGGUGGGACGCCAGCUCCGAAGAUCUCUUUGACCGAAGGGAAUUCGACUUUCCCUCCGAUCUUGGGUCUCGCUCUUCGCCCUUUUCGUACGAAGUAGAACACGAGAAGCUCCUGGCUAAGAGACAAAGUGACGGUCGUGGCUCCGGCGGCAACACCAGCUACGUCAGCACCAUUGGUGACACCAGCGGUUGCCCCAAUUCUGCCAUGGUUGUAUACGUAGGAGUAGCAGCCGACUGCACCUUCACCGCCGACCAUAACGGAAACGCGUCUGCCACCAGCUCUGCUGUCCUCAACAUUAUGAACUCGGUCAGCAUCAUCUACCGCAACACCUUCAAUGUCUCUCUCGGAGUCGUUGAGCUCGAUGUUCGCGAUUCUACCUGCUCGACCAACAAUGGUGACACAACGUGGAAUCAGGAAUGUGAUGCUCUCACCCUCGACGAUAGACUUAGCGCCUUUUCCGGAUGGAGAGGUAGCCAACCACCAAAUGGCAUCGGAGUGUGGACUCUUCUCACGUCUUGCAAUUCGGGAGCUGAAGUGGGUGUAGCCUGGCUAGGCACCCUUUGUAUGGUUGACGCUUCCUCAUCUGGGGGAGACACCGUCUCAGGUGCAGCUGUCAGUGCUUCGAGUGUGCGAAUCUCUCAAGUCGUAGCGCAUGAGAUUGGUCAUGUCUUUGGUGCGGUGCAUGACUGCACCACUGGCUGCUCCAUCAGUGGCAACCUAGCUGUGCAGGGAGGAUCUUCAACCUGUUGUCCUCAGAGUAGCAACAGCUGCAGCGAUGGCGGUGCCCACAUCAUGUCCCCCGUCGCCUCCCAGUCCACUACAACCUUCUCGCCCUGCUCCAUCGGCAACGUCUGCAGUUUGUUGAGCGGUGGGCUCAACACCUCCUGCAUCGAGACGCAAGGUCAACGAGAGACCGUCUCUGCUCAGCAGUGCGGUAAUGGAAUCCUAGAAACUGCGGCUGGAGAAGAGUGCGAUGCUGGACCCAACGGCUCUGCCUGCUGCACUACCGACUGCAAGCUGGUCAGUGGAGCAGUGUGCGAUCCUUCUUCCAGCGUAUGCUGUGAAGACACUUGUCAAUUCGCCUCGAAUUCGACCGUCUGCCGACCCUCCAAGGACGGUUCAGACUGUGACACGGUAGAGUACUGCUCUGGUACUUCAGAUGAAUGUCCAGCCGAUACCUACCGCGACAACGGCAGCGGGUGCGGGGACGGUCUCUCUUGCGCCAAUGGCCGCUGCACAUCUCGUGAUCAGCAAUGCCAGGCUCAGACGGGCGGUUCCGUCUCCUAUACCCGCGCCUGCGAUGCAGGUGGGGACAAUUCGUGCGCGCUGAGCUGUCAAGAUCCCUCUAGCUCCCUCGUCUGCACCAUCUUCCAAACCAAUUUCGUCGAUGGAACCAAGUGUGGAUCGGGUGGAUACUGUCAGUCUGGAUCGUGCGAGUACGGUAGUGGAUCCAAUGCCUUUACCAGGUGGUACAGGAACAACCUGCGGAUAGCCAUCCCAGUCACCAUUGUCAUCGGCAUCCUCGUACUGCUGAUCCUAGCCGCUCUAGUCAGACGAUGCUGCUGUCCGACUAUCGACUCCAGACGUAAAGGAAGGCGCACCAUGGGGGGUGGAUUGGUGGGAAAUAGACGAGACAACGUCGGCAGACAACAGAGACCCUUUGGCCCUCCUCCUAUGAGGCAGAUGCCCCCUGGCCACGGACAGGGACAGGGACAGGGACAGGGAGGUCCGCCGUCUGUCCCGCCAAGGGCUUAUAGCCAGGCACCCUACGAGAGCUAUCAAGCCCCGUCGCAGGGGGCACCUCCCUCCUACGCAGGAGGAGGUGGAGGGUGGGUAGAUCCGACGGCUUGGAAUGGUCCGAAUGGCCGGCGGUAGAGCGACAGUGCUGAGGGGACUGUUCAGACGGACAGACAGAAACAGAGACUUUGCAUUUUCAUCAACUCUUCGCGGAAGCCUUUCUCACUCCCUCACUUCCCUCCACUCCCUGUCUCUCUCCAGCCCCAGGCCAGACUCACGCAUGUCCUGCCUCACAGCGCAUCGCUUGGAUUCUGCAGCUUCCCCGCCGGCCUUUCUCCUCUUCCCUUUUUCCAUUGCUCCAUCUCAAAGCGGGGACACUGUACUCUUCCAUUCACGCUACAUGCUACGCACUCCUCUUCACGCCACGCAUGCUACGCACUCUCUCUCUCUCUCAGUCCCGUCUCGUCCCGUC